This is a messenger RNA of Rhodofomes roseus, 2719 nucleotides long. RefSeq lists its product as uncharacterized. Lineage: Eukaryota; Fungi; Basidiomycota; Agaricomycetes; Polyporales; Fomitopsidaceae. The transcript has 6 exons. The record is from RefSeq and is a predicted model, not a curated record. Bases 86 to 2437 code for a protein of 783 amino acids.
AUGGGGCGAGUUCAUUAAAAGAGGUGAGAGUUACAUCGACACCCUCUAGAUUUCUAACAGUCGGUUCCUCUCAAAAGCGCCACACAUGCGACGACGUCCAGUCACAUAUGAAUGGCAGAAGCUCGCCUUGCAGACCGCCUGGGGACAACCAUACAGAGGGCGUGCACACGUUGACCUGAUGAACCAUUUGCGGCAACAUAGCUGGUCGCCACGUCUCCCAACCAUCCACGACUUUUCGAUUGUGCAAUCAUCUCUGACUGGGAAGUCCCGCAUGUUGGAUGAACUGGCAAAAGAACAUCUUGUCAUUCCUAUUGUUCUGGCCUCAGGCGAUGUUGUCCGGGACUAUGCAAUGCCUCCAUAUCCACCCCCUGACUACGCGGUGACGAAAUUCUUGAACGGGCUAGCGAGAUCAACCACCAUCACUUAUGAAUGCAUAGUAUUCGUUCAAGCACUGCUGCAGCAUACACUGGACGUCCUUCAGCACUCCUUCGUCGAAGAAGCAAACAACGGUUUUCAUUGCCUUUGCUCGGCGUUCCGGGAAAAGAUGCAAGAGGGAAUGCGUUGGGGCGGCCACGGAACCUACCGGACGACGUUCUAUGACAACGUCAUGAGUCUGUUCCACAAGCUAUCUUCCACGCACCUGGACCAAAGACAGUGGUCGUACCGCACGUUUCCUGUGGCAAAUGUUUGUGCACGGCUGAUGCGAUUCUUGUACCAAGUUACAAAGGACACGAGGUUGUGCUCGGACAAACCCGGUAGCAUCCCGCCGAGGGAGGUCCUCCAUGAGUACCAUCCAAUGGUAAUCAUCGCUUUCGAUAACGUGCAGCAUCUCACCGACGGCUCGGAUGCGCACAAUCAUAUCGACUCAGGCAAGAGACCAAAGUGUAACGUCGCAGUAGAGUUGAAGCGGGUCUUCACCCAGCUGACUUCGCGCUACCCUGUCAUUGGACUGUUCUUAUCAAGCUCGCCGUCACUGUUGUCUGAAACAGUUCAAUCAAUGUCUCCAGCGUACGUGGACAGCGAGACGCGCAUACAGGAUGGGUCUCUACCCGUGUGGAUGGAGUUGGAGUUCGAUCUGGCAGCAUGCAAGAUCAGCAUACCUGAUGGCUUCUCUUUGACGGAAGUCUCCUCCGAUGAAUAUAUAUGUCACCUGGGUAGAGUCGGGUUCGGAAGCCUCUGGGACGCGGGAGUCGCGCAGUGGAGGGAGGACGCAGUUCCGCUCGCAGCGCAGCAACUCAUGCAUACGCACCAUCUUGACCAGAGCGGCAUGGCCUCUGCGCAGAUGCUCGCGUGCGUUUCUCAGCGACUAGCUCUCAACCUCGAUACCAUCCUCGUCAGCGCCGAACAGCUCGCAUCGAUGAGGCAGGUUCAGGAUCACAUGCGCUUAUGCUUCUUCAACAAAGUCUCUCGUGAAGAAUCGGCCCUGGAGGCGAUGUCGCAGUCCGGAUCUGAACCGCUCCUCGCUGAGGCGGCGUACUACGCCGUACACCGAUGUGCCGUCAACCUAGUCACUGUGCUGAAGACCAUCCUGGCGGACAUCCCGGUCGUCGCCGUUAACGGAGGGCAGUUGCUCACCUGCCUGUUGCUGACGCUCGCCCGGGACGCUACUGUCGGUGAGCCUGACGCUCAUGGCCGUCCUGCUCCGGGUCCUGGCGGGCGUAGCGGUAGGAUCAUGGAUGCAGGCGACUUCUUCCGUACCAUGUUCACCUUUAUGCGUGCCUCUCGCGUCGGACUCAUCGCAUCUCAUACCGAGGUCGGGUCAUCCAUCGACCAAGAGCGUCUGCUCGCAGACUUCGAGCGGGAUUUCAGCGACUGUCAAAUGUACUUCAACCACUUCGUUUCUGUCCCUCAGCGAGUCCUGCGGAUGAGCUAUCUGCAUGCAUUGUUGGCUCGGGGCGCAGCAGCCUGUUGCUCCCAACUCGAUUCUCCAAUCGAUGCCGUCCUGACCAUGGUCGAGGGUGGGCGCGCGGAGAAAGGCAGGGUCAACCUCAUUCUGUCGAAAGCGGUUCUUUCCCGCGACGGGCUUCCUGCAGAAGACACAUUCAGCGCGAUGGAUCCUUACACCCUUGGUAUCUGGGAUUCCGACUACGUGCCACAGAAGCCUCUGAUCCGCAUCGCCUUCGCCUUCGACGUCCCCCGAGCCCUUAGCGGCUUUCACAUCGCGCGCAGGGAGAAUGUCGACGGCCAGCAGAGGUCUUACGCCUCGUACGACAUCCGCAUUGCGGGCUUGUCGCCUGACACCACCGACGUCGUGAACGCUGACACAGAACAAGAGGCGAAGGACAUAUUGUUGAUGUCUCGGACGCUGAAGACGCGCUUCAAUCCUGAUCCAUAUCGCGGUAACCGCGUUCCUGUUCAAAUGUAUUCAUUCUCCAUGCGUCCUGGCGCUGACACGUACUAUGAACAUUGGCAUCGUUGGACAAAGGGCGUACGGUGAACACUCCACAGGUUGGUGAUGUGGGUUGCACUUCGGACGUCGUUCACUCGCUUCUUGAAUUGCUCCUGGCAUACUGGUUCCAUGUUCCUGUCGACGUUGUGACCCAACUUUACUGUUCUGAUGACCUAUCGCUAUACACCUUACUCCGAAUCUACGUCUGUUCGUCUGCGUCAUCACUCACGAGGAAGUCCGGUUCAAGUCUUCGCACACAAUAGCGAUAUGCUGUCUUGACACAUGUACAAGGCCAGAGCUCCCUCUUUUUCUCUGCAUUAAUCUUCUGGG